Molecule: messenger RNA, 5105 nt
Organism: Pristis pectinata (smalltooth sawfish)
Lineage: Eukaryota; Metazoa; Chordata; Chondrichthyes; Rhinopristiformes; Pristidae
Product: gastrula zinc finger protein XlCGF57.1-like
Exons: 3
Coding region: 281-1966 (561 amino acids)
Biological process (GO): central nervous system development; regulation of transcription by RNA polymerase II
Cellular component (GO): nucleus
Molecular function (GO): RNA polymerase II cis-regulatory region sequence-specific DNA binding; DNA-binding transcription factor activity, RNA polymerase II-specific
Source: RefSeq, a predicted model, not a curated record
UGCAGUCGGUAUACUCGGGAGGAAGCAGCAGAUCGGGGACCGUGAGACCGGCCGGGACCCUGGAGGACGGGAGGGGAGACCCGGAGGGGAAGCGAAGCGUGGGGUGGGGGAGGGGCGAGGCACCGCAGCGGGCGAGGCGGUUUCUCGGGCGCGGGGCGUUCUGGGUAAGGAGGCGGCCAUUGAUCCCACUGGGACAAGCGCUCUGCCCUGAAUUCACAGACUUGUGUGUGGUCAGCGCGCCGGUGGCCCGGACUCUGCUCGGCACACGAUAUUCAGGUUGAUGGAAGCAACGGCAGAAGUUGGUGCCCAGCCCGGAAAGAAAGAAGUAUUGGUAACGGAGGAUUCACAAAUGGGAAAAUCAAGUGAGGACCUGCCAGAAUCACUCAGUCCAUCGCAAUCUGAACAUCGUGAGCCUUUGAACACUGAAGCAAAAAGCACUGCUCACGGUGGGGAGAAAUGGUUCAUGUGCUCUGAGUGUGGACAAGGCUUCAGUCGGGCAUCUGAACUGUUGAAACACCAGCGCCAUCACACGGGGGAGAAACUGUGGAAAUGUGGAGACUGUGGGAAGGGAUUCAGUUACCUAACCCAGCUGGGAAUUCACCGUCGCAGCCAUGCCAGGGAGAGGCUGUUCACCUGCACCACGUGUGGAGAGGGAUUUCCUCUGUCAUCAGACCUGCAGAAACAUCAGCAGGUUCACAGCAGGGAGAAGCCCAUUAACUGCCGCGUGUGCGGGAAGGGAUUCACUCGCUCGUCCUCCCUGCUGACGCACGAGCGCGUUCACACGGGGGAGAGGCCGUUCACCUGCUCCGAGUGCGGGAAGAGAUUCAGCCGCUCGUCCUCGCUGCUGACGCACCAGCGAAUUCACACCGGGGAAAAGCCGUUCACCUGCUCCGAGUGCGGGAAGGAGUUCAGCCAGUCGACCAAUUUGCGGAAGCACCAGCGGGUUCACACCGGGGAGAGGCCGUUCACCUGCUCUGAGUGCGGUAAGGAAUUUGGUCUGUCGACUAACUUGAGGAAGCACUUAAAAGUUCACACCGGGGAGAGGCCUUUCGUCUGCUCCGAGUGUGGGAAGCGGUUCACUCGCUCCUCCUCCUUGCUGACGCACCAGCGGGUUCACACUGGAGAGAGGCCGUACGUCUGUUCUGAGUGCGGCAAAGGCUUUAAGCGAUCCAGUGGCCUGAUGACACACCAGCGAAUUCACACUGGGGAGAAGCCAUUCACCUGCUCCAAGUGUGGAAUGGGGUUCAGUCAGUCAUCCCACCUGGUGAAACACCAGAGAAUUCACACCAGGGAGAGGCCGUUCACCUGCUCCGAGUGCGGGAAGAAAUUCCCUCAGUCAACCCACUUGGUGACGCACCUGCGGAUUCACACCGGGGAGCGGCCGUUCACCUGCUCCGAGUGCGGAAUGGGGUUCACUCAGUCGUCCCACCUGGUGACGCACCGGCGAAUUCACACCGGGGAGAGGCCGUUCACCUGCUCCGAGUGCGGGAAGGGAUUCAGUCGGUCGUCCCACCUGAUGACGCACCAAGAGAUCCACACUGCAGUGAGGCCGUUCACCUGCUCCGAAUGUGGCAGAGGAUUUGCUUAUUCCUCUUACCUGUUCCAACACCAGAGAAUUCACACCGGGGAGAGGCCGUUCACCUGCUCCGUGUGCGGGAAGGGAUUUGCGUAUUCUUCGUAUCUGCUCAAACACCAGCGGAUUCACACUGGGGACAUGCCGUUCACCUGCUCUGAGUGUGGGAAAGGAUUUGCUUAUUCCUCUCAACUGCUCAAGCACCAGCGUGUUCACACGGGGGAGAAGCCAUUCACCUGUCCCAAGUGUGGGAAAGGAUUCGCGUAUUCUUCCAACCUGCUCAAGCACCAGCGGAUUCACACUGGGGGGAGGCUGUUCACCUGCUCUGAACGUGGGAAGCGAUUCACUGGGGUCUCCAAGCUGCAGGAAGUUCACCCUGGAGAGAAUGCUUAAGCAUGUGCAAUAUUGCUGAGACUCCUGCAGGCGUUGGGUCUGCAGUUAUUGCUAAGCUGAUCACACCCAGGACUGGACGAUUGUUAUUGUGGACAUUGUGGGGGGGUUUGUUUCUGCUGCAGUUAAUAACUGUAACCGGCCUGGAGUUGAAUACUCGGCACAGUGGCACAGGUAGCAGAGCUGCUGCUUCUCAGCUCCAACAACCAGAGUUCGACACUGACGUGGAGUGCUGUCAGUGUGCAGGUCGCAUGUUCUACCUAUAGCCGUGUGGAUUUCAUCUGGGGGGGCUCCGGGUUCCUCCCACAUCCCGAAGACGUGUGGGUCAGUAGGUUAAAUGGCCGUUGUGAAUUGACCCCAGUGUGUAGAAUCCGGGGGGAAUGUGGGGAGUACACGCAUCAGAUCGGUGUAAAUAUAAACUUGAUGGUCAGUGUCGACUUGAUGGGCCGAAGGGACUGUUUCUGUGCUGUAUGACCCCCUGACCCUUUGCCAGAUAAAUCAACUCUGUUUAAGCAGUGCUGAGUUUGCUGUCCCUCUCUCUGCCAGCCCCAUGGAGUCCCGAUAGCAGAUCAAGCUAUGUAGUUCAGAGUUAAAAGCAUGUACUUGUGACUCUCAAUACAAUCAAAGCUUAAAGCUUUUUGAAUGCUGAUUCUCAGUUGAUGGAUCUAACAACCCAGGCCGUUUGUGAUUCCUCAGAUCCAGGAGUUUGAUGUCCUAAUUCUUUUUAAUUCUAUAGAAGGUCACUAAUAAAUCCUAUAAUAAUUCCUGAUUCAGAGUAGGAGGCAUGUGAAAUGAUAGCAAUCAGCCUGGGGACAUCUCCUUGCUACUCCUGAUCGGUGACUGCAUUCACCUUCCUGGGGAUUGAAGGGUGAACGAUCAGACAGAACGGGGAAGGUGAGGAACUUGCAUUUCUUUUUAAAAGUCUCUGAAUUUCAAGCCCCACCCCUGGCUCUGCUGGAUGUCGGGUGCUUCUGAGGCGGAAUCUCUGCCUUCCACCACCUGAGGCCCGGUUGUCAUUGAACUUCAGGGUACUGAGGGUCAGUGAGGUCAGCCCCCUGCAUCCGGCCCGGCCUAGUGCUUGCACGGACGGCUGUGGGUGGCAGUUUCUGGUCCAGUGCGAUCCACCACGCGUGGGGUACAGAGCAGAGCUUUGGUGUCCUCAUUUAACGAGGCCUGUCCUUGCCUCAGAAGUAAUGCAGAGUUUGACCCCUGGGAUGAGGGGAUGGUCUUGCGAGGGACGAGACAUUAGGCUGGGCCUAUGUGUCUGGGGUUUAGGGCAUCCAAUCGAAAGGUUGACAGGGGAGAUGCUGUGAUGUUUCCUCUUGUGAGGUUAUCUUGGUUUCAUCAGGAAGGGGUGAUCCAUUUAAGACUAGGUUGAGGAGGAUCUUUAUUUUCUCUCUCUGAGACACAGAUGUUAGGAUGUCUGUUCCUGCAAUGCUGUGAAGGCUGAACCAUUGUUUUAUUCAAGAAGUGGUGUCCCAAAAAUCCAAAAACUGGAAUGUUAUCCAGAUUGGCAGGAAAGCCAAUUGAGGUCGAGACUGGAUCAUCCCUGAUUUUAUUGAUCUGCAGAGCAGCUCAAGGGGCUGAGUGACCUUUUCCUGCUCCUUAUUCAUCUGUUUUUAUGACCAAAGUUUUGGCCACGUGCUGAUAUCUCUCCACGUGAGACAGUGCGAGUCUCUGCUGUCUGGUAGACGCUGCGAAUCUCUGCUGUCUGGUAAUGCUUGUGCCAGAGAAGAACGGAUGCUGACAGUGAUUCAGUCCCCUGAAUGGCUCUGCUGUUUCGAGCCCUUUUCCCUGAAAUCAAAGGAACUGAAGCAGUUCAAAGUUAUUUACUAAGUCAUCCCACUGUAAAAUGCCCAGGAAAGCUAUCACUUGGGUACGACACUUGGGAGUUUGUAAAGGGUGCACUGGACCAUAUGUACUGAUUGGCAAAUGGUAAUUAUGGUUUGGCGCACCACUUAAAAUUUCCUUCCGUCAGUGGAUCGAAACAUAACCAACUUAAAGUGAAGGCAAACGUUAAUGAUAUCACAGUAUGGGGUUAAUAUUUAUUUUUCACUCUGCAUAAUGUUUAAAUCCUGUCAUUUUUCCAUCUUUACUUUGCAUUCCACAUAAUGUUUAAAACGUAAAUUAAACGUCGACCGUUUUGCAUCCUCGUCUCCUCUCUGUGAGAACUCCUCAGUAUGGCUGACUGCCUGGUCAUGCAGAUUCACGACAGCACAGCUGCUGGGUGUGAGAAGCUAACAGAUCAGGUCAGUUUUGGUGAAAUCUCAAAUGUGAGAUUGUGCUGAAUUUUCUAAUGGUAACGUGUUGAAAAGACAGGGACUUGUCAUGGUUUUGGUUUUGAGCCGACUUAAACUGGUAAAAUUUGCUGAGCUUGUGACCUGAAAAUGUCACAUAAAAAAUGGCACUCUUUGAAUUCAGAAGCCAUUCCAGGACCAAUAAUUCUCGGUUGCCGCAAACUGUGAACAUGUACUGUGCUGUACUGUUCUAUGUCAGCUAGCCUGUUUAAUAUAAACCUGGGUACCCAGCGUGUGAAUUUUGCCAAAAGCAACUGGGUGUCAUAUCACAAUUGCUUGAUUUUCAAAAGAUAAUAUUUGGUCUUGAAACCUCAGUGCACGGUUACAGGAUUGCAUCUGGUUUUAAAAAAAUUGGACUUUACAACUCUUAAUUGGAAUACUAUAAUAAUUUCAGUCUUCUCCGUGGAUUGUCACCUUGUCGUGGUGGAGAAGCUUGUGUGGUCCUGAGAUCCCGAGAGCGAUGCUGUCUGGAACUAUGCUCCUGGUAGGGUCACCCAUGGUGGUAAGGUCGAUGGUGAGGUCCCUGACAAAGAACAAUCCAACCAAGACCUCAACGGUGGAACAGGCGGACGAAGUUAUUUCAAACUCAACGGCCGUGAAGGCGGAUGAAGGCUGCAACAAAUCCAUCAGCUCCAAUCGUCGUGGUUUCCAUGCCACUGGAAUCAGUUGGUUAAUUUGUGAAGUAUCGUGUGUCUUCUGCAGUGCAACAUCAAGUACACGUUAAACAAACACACACAGGCGUCUUCGCUCUGUGACACGGAACGAAGACCAUCAUCCUCGACCUCGAGGGAUAGCCAUGAUGAAGAAUAAUUUCAGUAGAUUUGUGCAUUUUGAUUAAAAAUAAU